Molecule: messenger RNA, 1548 nt
Organism: Fusarium sp. VM40
Lineage: Eukaryota; Fungi; Ascomycota; Sordariomycetes; Hypocreales; Nectriaceae
Source: the annotation of a GenBank genome assembly
AUGAGUUCUGGCAUACAUGCAUCAAAGGGACUGUUGCAGGACGCCCUACAAAGCGUUGUGGAUCACCCCCAAACUGUUGUUCUUACAGCGGCUAUUGGCUUGGUGAUUCUCUUUGUGGCGGAUACUUUGCGGGUAUGGUAUCGUCUGUCUAACGUACCGGGGCCGUUUCUAGCGGGGUUUUCAAAGGUUUGGAUGGUGAAAGAGUCUUUCAAGGGAGAGCAGCCGUAUGCAAUCCAGAGAGCAAAUGAGAAAUAUGGGUCACUCGUGCGCAUUGGUCCCAAUGAAUUGGCCACAGACGAUCCUCAGCUGCUGCGACGUAUGAUGUCUGCUCGUUCAUCGUAUACAAGAGGCCCUUGGUACAACGCUCUCCGUUUUGAACCCGGAAAGGACAAUCUCUUCUCCAUGCGUGAUGAUGACGCCCAUAAAGAAUUACGCAACAAGAUGACUGCAGGUUACUCAGGCAAAGAGAAUCCGUCUCUGGAGCGGGCUGUCGAUGCCCAGAUCGCCAACUUCAUCACACUCCUUGAAACAAGGUAUCUGUCAACGGAGGAAGAAUAUCACCCAGUGGACUUUGCCCAGAAGGUACAGUUCUUCACCUUGGAUGUUAUCAGCGAUCUUGCCUUUGGUGAGGCUUUUGGGUACCUGGAGAAAGAUGAAGACGUAUUCGAUUUCAUCAGUAUUACUCGCUCGUAUUUCCCCGUUACUCUGGUCAUGGCGAACCUCCCAAUAGUGGUUGACCUGUUGCACUCCAGGCUGUUCAGUGGGCUUCUGCCAAAAGAGACCGACAAUCUUGGUUUCGGAGCUUUCAUUGGUGUCGCCAACAGGAAAAUUGCAGAGCAAUUCGCGCCGAACGCUGAGCCGCGUGCAGACAUGAUAGGGUCUUUCAUCCGUCACGGCCUCAGCCAAGAACAAGCGUCUCGAGAGUCGCUGCUCAACGUCGUCGCCGGAGGCGAUACAACAGCAACCACGAUCCGCAUGGUAAUGGUGUGUCUUUUCACCAACCCAGUAGCUUACAGAAAGCUUCAGAAAGAGAUAGACAACGCUAUCGAUGUCAGGGCCAUAUCAUCUCCCAUCACCGAUGCUGAGGCGCGGAAGCUUCCUUAUCUACAGGCUAUUAUUCAGGAAGGUCUACGAAUCAAGGCCCCCGCCGCUGGACCGCUCUUUAAGCAGGUUCCCAAGGAAGGUGACUACAUCGAUGGAAAGUUUAUCCCAGGCGGAACUCAAAUUGGCACAUCUCCAUUCAGUAUUUACCACUCCAAGGAGAUUUUCGGUCAAGAUGCUAGUAUCUUUCGGCCUGAACGAUGGCUGAAUGCUAACCCCGCGCGUCUCGAAUUUAUGUCUGAGACAGUCAGCCUUGUGUUUUCGAGUGGAAAGUGGCAAUGUAUCGGUAAGCCAGUUGCUAUCAUGGAGCUGAACAAGAUUUUUAUCGAGCUAUUCCGUCGUUUUGACUUCAGUAUUGCCCGACCUGAAAGGCCUCUGAAUAUUACGAAUGCGGGUAUUUGGCUGAUUGAGGACUUUCCUGUGCGGGUAACUCAACGCGAGACUUGA